AUUACAGCACAGGAUGGCAGGACUGAGACUAAUUAAAUCUAGAAGAGCUCUUUAAGUAGAUGAUGACUCUACUUGAAACAUUUUUAUUAGUUGAGUUACAGAAUAAAUAAUAAUUGACCGGCAAUUUGAAAUUCAUUUGCAGACACAUUUAACAGUGUGUGUGUGUUCACCCUUUUCUCAGGCUGGCCCCAAAGAAUUAAGUUUUGCUCUCUCAGUAAAAAAUCUGACUACGCUUCCUACACACAUUCCCCACAGUUCCUGACUUGUCAAAGCUAAUCUCUGGCACUUAAACAAAUAAGCUAGUCCACUAUCAAAAGAAAUGGAAACUAGAAUUUACCAUUGAUACUAAUUACUAGUUAUAUCUUCUAGACAUUACUUUCUGAAAGAAAAUGAUAACUCACUAGCAAAACCUAUCAAGAGGUAUGGGCAUAAGUACCAGAAGUUUUCCACGGAGACCUCUAUCCAGGCCAGGUGGGAAGGCCCCAGUGAGGGAAGUGAGUGCAGGCAGGGAGACAGAUGAAGCCUCUGCCAUGCCUUCUCAGGUUCGCUAGGUAACUCCGAGCCUGGGUCUGCGAAAAGCCCACAAUCCAGUGAGGAACUCGGGCGUGAAGAUCUCUUCCCAAGUGUUACAGCUCUUGGAACAAAAGGGUCAGACAAAGAAUAGUUCUCGCAUUCCUUUCAUUCCCUGCAUGGCUCUCCUAUAUACAGUUCUUGCCGAGAUUUAGAGUUUGACAGCAAGCCCCUCUCAUUGGCUUGGGCUGAGAGUUUGGGGAACACCUAUUUGCAUGUGAGAGGGCGUGGUGCUGCUCCUAAGUGGCUGAUAGCCACGCCUCUCUUGUGGGGGUUGUGGGGGCGGGAACUCCUGGAGACAUGAGAGAACUCCUUCCGUCCCAUGUAGGUGAAUUAUCACUCCCGGGUCCCAGGGUUCGAGAUCUAGCCUCGACUGGAAACCAGGCUGUCUGCACGUAGCCCAUUGCCCCACAAAGAGGAUUAUUGAAAAGCGGUCAGUUCUUCUGAAAGAAAAAUUGCAACUUUGUGAAUAAUGACAGAGUGGGUAGGAGCAUCAUACAGCUUCCUUUCUUCCUCUUUCUUUUUUUACACCUCAUGAAUACUUGAAAACCACAAUAAGAAUCAAUUUAUUAUCUAUCUAUAUAUCGAUCUAGGGGUGUUUUUUUGGGACAGAGAUUCUCCGUGCAGUCCUGGCUUAAGACCAGGAUGACCUCUAAUUCAGAGAUCUACUUCUUCUGCUACUAUUUCCUAGUGCUGGAAUUAAGACAUAAUUGACAAACAAAAUUAAAAGUUAGUUUCUGGAAGGAAAAAAAAAAAAAACUUUAUAUUUGUUUCAUGAAGAAAGCUCGCGGGCAGGCACACACACACAAACUCAAAGCAAAGCAAAGCAAAACAAAACCCAAAAAAAUUCCUCCAAUUUGCCGAAGGAAGACCAAAACUGGAUGUAGGAGUAUGUCCCAGGUCUUAGGAACUCGAUGAAAAAGCCCUGACGCAAGAAACAAGCAAGGUAGACUGGCAAAUUUUGAGAACACAUGAGACAGCGUGGUUGGUUGACAGGGAAGACACCGAGCUCAAAAGUGACAUUAAUUAAUUAAUUAAUUAAUUAAAAAUUAAAAGAUAAAAACAAUAGUAAUAAUAACAACAGCAACACUGCCUUUUGUUUUUUGUUUUUGUUUUUUUCCCCUAGAGCCUGGAGUCUGUGGCAAGCAAGGAAUUGAUUAGGGGAAUGCAAGGUUCCUACAAACAGGAGGCAAGAAAGCAGGACAUGGAGCAAGAAGGACGACAUGCCGUGACUCGGAUUCGAACCGAGGUUGCUGCGGCCACAACGCAGAGUACUAACCACUAUACGAUCACGGCGAGCCACGCGCCCGGCGACGUAAGGUACGCGUCCGCAGGGUGCAGGCGCUGUUGGCCGAGCCUCGGUCAAUCCAGUUCCGCCGGGUCCCGCGCGGCCCUCGGCGUCCGCUCCCCGCUGGGCGUCGACGCCCGGACUGAGCUGCCCGCCCCGGCAGAGCGCAGGCCGGCGCCCGGUGCGGACCGCGGAGCGGUCUCUGCUCGCCUCAGAGGCUUCAGCCCGGCCUGUCGUCCCGCAGACGUGACUGGUGCCCGCCGCGUCGGGAGCCCCGCCGAGCGCACGCGCCUGGGCGUCAGCUGGAGCACCCACGGUGAGGUUGAGGUGGAUGAGAGGGAGCGAUGGUCGAGGCACACUCUCAGUACCUGGACGUCUAAGGCAUGGGAAGGAAAGACAGAGGGAGAGGACUCAUCAGAGCUCUGCCCACAGCUUCUGAGGAAGAGAGACACGUUCCGGAGCAUUUUGCAGUUAUCUCCUAUCUAGCUACAGGUGGAGGUCUGAGUCCUGAGUACUCUCACUGAAGUUUCUAGAUUUUUUUGUGUUCCAGAAAGCUAGCUGAGACGAGUUUACUGACAAAGGAGGUGCAGAGGAACACAGACUCGAGCCCCUUCACCGUCAUUUACACGGCAUCUGCUUCUUCCUUUUGUGUAUCGUGGGUUUUCCUCACCCAUGGCCUUUUAUUGUAUGUAGCCUGGCCGCGGAAGAGUCUGCAGACUCUUAAAAAAAACAAAACAAAAACAAAAACAAAAAAAACAAUACCUGUGAAAAACAGGAGGUGAGGCCCCCAAGGAGCCCAGAAGGAGCCCCUUUCUAACAACAGCUGGAAGAAGAGGAAGAAGUGGGGGGAAGGGACUAUUUAAGAUGCUUGAAGUUGCUGAGAAACUCACCAGAGACAGUGUGCUUCCUGCUCUGUGAGCCCCUCCCUCUGUGGCUGCAAGUCUCAGGCCCCUUCUUUCUGGAAGCAUUCUCCUUGCCUUAGUCUCAGAAAACAGGCCCAAGUCAGCUGGAGCUAGUAGCUCAUGUCUGCAAUCCUAGCCGUUGAGAGACUGAGGCAGGAGGACCACAGCGACCUCGAUGCUGUACCACAGGACGAUCUGAAGGUAGCCUGGGCUGCGGUCCUGUCAAACAAACAGAAUCGGUGACCUGUGUAGUUCUAGGUGUGGGGACUGUUUUUCUGUGGGUAAGGUAGUCCUCCGGGCUCCAGGACCUGCCUUAUUUGCUCAAGUGGGGAUAGAGAGAGAGUAGUUCCUGCAUCCUCUCCCCACUCGGCACACAGCACAACCCCCACUGUCGCACUAGCUGAGGUGCAGUGUUCACACACUGUGGUCCUAUUCAUCAGGACCAAAAUCAGAUGAAUGGCUCUCGCUCAAAGACAGAGCAAGUGCUCAAUAUGCCCUAGGCCUUAGGAUAGCUGCCCAGUGUGCUUACAAGCACACACACACACACACACACACCACAAAAGCACCUAAUGAAGGACUGAUAGCCAGGCCAACAGCAACAGAUUUAAAAUGCAUGGCAGUGAUGUGGCAGGGAGGGAGGGGGCAGAGGAGAGAGUACAUUCAGUCAUGUGACUCCUCAACAAAAUUUAGGUUGGGGGGAAUGGCAUUGGCCUUUAAGUGCUCCAGAGGUCAGGGAAGAGGCUGAGGCAGAGGUAGGCACAUCUCUGUGAGUUCUGAAUGCAAAGGGGGCACAGUAAAGGAACUGCAACAGGACCCCUCCAUGGUUGGUCAAAAGGCAGGCUUUUAUUGUAGGUAAAAGAGAAAAUACAUCAAGAUAUAUAUGCAGGGACCAAAGUACUGUAAGAACCUGAGUGUGGACCACUUCUUUCAAUAUCCAAGCAGUUAUAUAUUUUACUUUAUGUGAAAUAAUGUUUAAUACUUUUAUGUUAGAAUAGAAAUUGUGGAAAGAGUCAUCCUGAUACCACAUGUCCUAAAGCGACUGAGAAGAAAGUCUCUGAUAAAAGACCACAUCCAUAACUGGACAAAUAAAGCCCGAUGUAUUUUGGGGGUUCCUGGGAGUGGACAACUGGCUGCCUCACUCUAAGUCAAGACUUAAAAGAGCAGCCCUUGCUGCCUUCUUGAAGUCUGUUUUAUAGGAGAGCUACCAUGUUCACAGGUAUGCGAUCGAAAAAUCCAUAGAAAGGGAAGGACCAAGGGUAUUGCUAUGUGAAUGGUUUGCAAGCAGUUUACAGCAGAUCCAAGAAACAGGAACGUCUCUUUGUUUUAACAUAAUAUUUUCAUUAGUUAUGUGGGAAUCUCAUGUCAUACAUUCCUAUCCCCCUCACCUCCCAAUCCUCCCAUGUCUGCUCCAUGUCCCCCCCCCCCCAAAUGAAAGGAAUAGAGAACAUGGUCAAAGUCCUAGUGGCCAUCCCAUGCCUCCCAAGGGAGGCUGAGCUGUUCUCCACCUGCAUCCUUGUCAGAGGCCAUUGACCAUGGAGAGCUAUACUCCAGACCCCCCAACAGAGUUUUUUUUUUUUAAAUCUCUCUGGACUGUUGCCUUCGAGGUGGGGUGUAGGCAGGCGUUGGCACAGAAGCCUUUCAUGUUCGUCUACUGUCUGCAGCUAUUCCUACGGCUGCAAGGGUGGCUUCAUUGCCUUUCACAGCGGAAGCAUGGAUCCUAGGAUCACACGAGUUUCUGGCAACAGCACAGCACAGGAACAUUUACUUGGUCUCUGGUUUCAGCCUGUGCCAAGGACCUCUGCCUGAUGUCCAGUAGCACUUAUAGUCCACAGGUAUCAGUAUGGUCCUCUGUGGCCUCUGGGGCGAGCAUGGACCAUGGAGGUCUUUUGAGGAGGUCCAAUCCAGGAAAGGGAACCACUCUUCAUCUCCAGCAUCCGUCACAGCUGUCGUGUCUCCAGUUCUGCCAUGUGCACACCACUCUGUAGGCUUAGGUUUUUCAAGCCCUACUUUAUUUAGGGUUCUUUAAUGCCUCAACCUCUCUGCUAGCCCACUGACAGAAGGCAGGGGAGAAAGAUGGCUAAUAAGACGGAGGGGGUUGUGGGCCUGUUGAGAAGUAGUUCUUUGGGUGGGCGAUUCCAAUCUUUGUUAUCAGGAUAACAACAGUCCAGUCCAAUAGCAAAAACCAAACUCAAAUCAGUAGCAGCUGCUUAAUCUAGCAGAAACCACAAGGUUCUGCCAAAUUGGCAGAAGUGACAAGAAGCAGCCAGAAUACCAUGAGAAGUUUUUUGACGAGUUUCUCUCUACAAAGUCACAACAAGCAAAGGCCAGCAAAGCAAUGCGAGAGAGUCACUGACUGUCUGUUGGGUUCAGUUUUAUACCCUUUCCAAACAUCAUGCCUCCUCUCAAGUGUCUGCCUCAGCAAAACAUCCUCUCACAAGACAGCUUCCAGAGCGACAUCUCAUGACACAACGGGUCUCCAAAGGAAGGAAAAAUUUCCAUAUUACUACUUAGCUCUUCUAUCUUUCCAGCUUCUCCAUCGCACGUUCAUCGACGUAGCACCAUUGGAAGCUGCCGUGUGUCACACAGUAUAUCCCCUUUUGCCCAAAAUCGCUUUAAUGAAUGGUCACUGCAGUGCAUCACUGGUCUGGUUCAAGGGCUCUGGCUUCUGCUACACCAUCAAUACUGGAUCCUCACUGGGACUCCUUUUGGACAUCCUGCUGUUGCCAAGAGCCAUGGAGAUCCUGCAGCUUUAUUCCCAGGACCUGCCCCUUCAUGUGCCCAGCAGCUCAUACAUGGAUGGAGUAGAUGUGGGGGGUGGGCCACUCAGUGCCCUGCAUCUGGGUUGAGUGAUAGCCGAGUUGGUCAGCCCUGCCCUCCACUGGGACCCCACACCACAGAGCUGACCUACAGUUAGUGGCGGUGACACGGUAACAUAUUCUUAAUUACAAAUAGAAACCUUACUUUGCAAGGACUUAACACAGGGAAAACAGUAACUUCUCACUUACAAA
Mus musculus (house mouse) is the source of this 5768-nucleotide messenger RNA. Its product is annotated as cDNA sequence BC107364. The coding region runs from base 1736 to 2344 and encodes 202 amino acids. Lineage: Eukaryota; Metazoa; Chordata; Mammalia; Rodentia; Muridae. The transcript has 2 exons. The record is from RefSeq and is a predicted model, not a curated record.